AUGUUUUUUAUUUUUCGAAAUACUUUAAUUAUUCUUUUUCUAUUAAUAAAAUAUUUAAUAACAAAACAAGAUACGUCCAGUGAUCCUCCAUAUAUUACUGAAUAUUUCCAUCUUAUAUCAACGAUUGAUACACCAUUACAUUUAAAAAAACAUUAUGGUAUGCAUGAAUCAUCUAUUGAUUUUUAUCCAGGUACUAUGAAUAUUAUUUUAAGUGUACCACAUGAUGGUAGUCUUUCAUCAAAUUUACCAACAAGACCAAAAUAUGCUUGUAGAAAAUCUAAUAGUACAAGUAAAAAAUGUUAUUAUCAAAAUCCAUGUGUAUCUCCAAUAUUUAAAAUUAAUUCAAAAAUUUGUAAAAUACAUCAUGGUCGUGAUAAAAAUACACGUCUUCUUGCAUUAGCACUUCGUUAUGAAUUAAAUCAAUUAUUUAAAUUAAAACCAUUUGUUAUUAUUAAUAGAUUAGAACGAUCAAAAGUUGAUAUGAAUCGUUUUAUUGAUGAAGGAACAUUUGGUGCAUCGAAUAGUAUGCAUGCAUGGAUGAGAUAUCAUUUCUAUUUGAAACAUGCAAGAGAAAUUAUUAUAAAUCAUGAGAAUAAUUAUGAAGGAAAAGGAUUAUUAUUUGAUAUACAUUCACAAGAUCAUGAAGAAGGUUGGGUUGAACUAGGUUAUAUGCUAAGUAGUCGUCAGUUAUCAACAAAAAAUUAUACACUAAAAAGUUCUUCAUUAGCAUCAUAUUUAACAACAUUAUUCAAUCCAAAAGAACUCAUAAGUGGAAAUAAAUCUCUUGGAUAUUUUAUUACAAAAUAUAAAUAUUUAGCAGUACCAAGUCCAACAUUUCCAUCACCACUUAAUCAUUCCUAUUUUGAAUGGGGUUAUACAAUUGAAGAAUAUGGUCGAUAUUAUAAUUUCAGUGCAAUUAUGAUUGAGUCACCUUCAAAUCAACUUCUUAAUCGAACAAAAUUAUAUAUGUAUGCUAAAUCAUUAGCAUUAGCUUUACAUGAUUAUCUUAUUGAUAUUGAACUUUUAGAACCUCUCAUUAAACCUGAAAUUAUUAAUCAAACUCAAAUCAUUAAACCUGAAACUAUUAAUCAAACUCAAAUCAUUAAACAAUGUAAUUAUAGUAAAAAAUUAAAUGUUCAGAUAAGUUUUUUUAUGUUCCUGUUCAUAAAUAUUAUUAAUCAUUUUUGA
Molecule: messenger RNA, 1188 nt
Organism: Rotaria sordida
Lineage: Eukaryota; Metazoa; Rotifera; Eurotatoria; Philodinida; Philodinidae
Source: the annotation of a GenBank genome assembly